Menidia menidia (Atlantic silverside) is the source of this 7368-nucleotide messenger RNA. NCBI's taxonomy places the organism in Eukaryota, Metazoa, Chordata, Actinopteri, Atheriniformes, Atherinopsidae. The record is from the annotation of a GenBank genome assembly.
AGAUUCAAAUACGGAGUGUCUUCUCCCCCCUGAGUGACGUCAGACCUCGCCUACUUCUCCCGCACAGCUGAAGGCAAAACAGAUAACGGAAAAAUAAUCCAAGAGGAAGAAGACAAGGUCCAGCCCCGCUCCAGACCAGUCGAUUAUGUGCUGCUAAGGUUUUUCCCGACCUGCUAGUUAAAAGCGAUGCGUUUGGGUGCUGGAGGCCGCAGUACCAUUUGCAGAGUGUGCGUGGGGCGGCUCCGCUCCGUCUUCCCGAGCACCCCUCCCAGCAUGGGAUGCCAGCCCCCGGCCCUCCAGCCCUAAGCUCUCCUGGGGCACCAUGAACAGCUACAGAGACAGAGGGGUAACGUGCACCUCCUCAGACCUUCUAGAUGGAGGAGGAGGAGGGUUGCCCCAGCACACUCCAUUUCGUCAUACCCCCAACGGCCACCCGGCUCCGGGUCCCACAGAUCCAUCAUUCCAGACGCGCAUCUCUGUGCCAAAAAUGGGCGUCCGUGCACGGAUCGCGGAGUGGCCUCCACGCCGUGCACAAUCCCAGGAAUCCCUGCUCGAAAACGGGCAAACUGGCAGCAAUCACUACGAUGACAGCUCGACUUCGUCCUCAGUCCUGUCGUCCGACGUCAGGCUGGUGAGGGGAGGAGUGGCCCGACUACCCCGACGACGGACAAAGGAUGUGGAGUUCAGGGGAGGGUUUGCUGGUGAGAGGGGCUCACCCCUAAACUUUAGGAUGUUCCCACCUUUGAGACAGCGCUCCAACAGUGAGGUGACACUGAGCGAGCAAGAUGAAAAUGAGGUGGAAAGUCACGGAGGUGGUGGGAUGGGGAACCGCUUCAGGGAGUACGGCAGCACUUCUUCCAUUGACAUCCAGGGCAUUCCUGAGCAGAGCUUCUUUGACAUGCUGAGUCAGUUCCACCAGGAGAGGCCUGACCAGCGCAGCUCGGCGCCCGUCCGCCUCGGCGAGCUGCUGCGCGCCCCAGACUCGCCGCCGAGCGCGCCCCUGCCCUCUGCCCCAUCACCUGGUCCGGCCGGUGGGGAGGACAGAGGCACCGGAAGGAAGGACGGUGCUGAGAGAGUGAGGAAGAAAAGCGGAGGAACAGAGUCAUCGCUGGGCACCUCCUCUUUGUUCCGUAAACUCCGAAGCUCUAGCAGAGGGGAGCUGGACGGGGGAAAAGGAGAGUCCAAUGAAGACAGGGGUGCGCGAGGUCUGUCAGAUACCCCUUACAAACCGUGGGUGUGUCCCAAGAGUUUUGUCCAUUUUGAUGCUCAGAGCAUCCUAUUCGACCUUCACGAUGCGGCGGCCCAGCGGGGCUUCGUUACCCAGCGGAGGAACACUGCCACAGGGGCCUCGGCAGCCUCAGUCGUCUCCAGAUCCUCGGCUCCCAGUGUCAACGAGCCCAUUUAUUCCAGCAUAGAAGAUCUGACCCUGAACCUCGAUCAGGGUUCAACACCAGCCUCCCUGGCCGUGGAGCAUCUUGAAGGGCCGGGAGCCCAUAGCACAAGUCCUCUCCUCCUCUGCUGCCCCCACUUCCUAAACGAGACGGGGGGCCACAGAGAGCGAAACAUCAGCUUCCUCAGCUCCUCAGCUGAGCGGGGAGGAGACGGAGGAGGAGAGGGAGGAAGAGUGGGGCUGAGGAAGAGCAACGCUAGCCUGUCGGUGCUGGAGAUAGCAGUUGAGCAGCAGGUGAAGAGACUGGACAGACUGAAACUGUACAGCAUAGAGCACGUGGACCUGGGUGCCCGGUACUACAGAGACUACUUCCACGGGAAAGAGCACUCAAACUACUUUGGGACGGACGAAAAGCUGGGCCCUGUGGCCGUGAGCAUCCGCAGGGAGAAAGUGGAAGACACCAAAGACCUGAAGGACCAGUACCAGUACCGGCUCAUCCUCAGAACAAGCGAGCUUGUGACCCUGCGAGGUUCUAUCUUGGAAGACUCGGUAGCGUCUACGGGGAAACACGGCACGGUUCGCGGUCUGCCGCUCAAAGAGGUCCUGGAACAGGUCGUUCCUGAGCUCAAUGUUUCCUGUUUGAGGCUGGCGCUUAGCACAGCCAAAGUCACUGAGCAGCUCCUGAAACUGGAUGAACAAGGGUUGAGUCAGAAGCACAAGGUGGGUGUUCUGCUGUGCCGCGCGGGCCAGAGCACCGAGGAGGAGAUGUACAACAACGAGGAGGCAUCACCCGCCUUCUCUGCCUUCCUGGAGCUGCUCGGGGAGCAGGUGCUUCUCAAAGGGUUCAACAAAUACGCCGCACAGCUCGACACAAAGACGGACUCCACAGGCACCCACUCCCUUUACACCACCUACCAGGGCUACGAGAUCAUGUUCCACGUUUCUACCAUGCUGCCGUACAUGCCCAACAACCCACAGCAGCUCCUGAGAAAGAGGCACAUUGGAAAUGACAUUGUCACCAUAAUCUUUCAAGAGCCGGGAGCUCUGCCUUUCACGCCUCAGAAUAUCCGCUCACACUUCCAGCACGUGUUUGUUAUUGUCCGUGUCCACAACCCCUGCUCCGACAACACCUGCUACAGCGCUGCUGUGACACGGAUGAAGGAUGUGCCUCCUUUUGGACCUCCCAUCCCCAGCGGAGUUACCUUCCGUGAUCCGGAAACCUUCCGGAACUUCCUCCUGGCCAAAGUCCUCAAUGCAGAGAGCGCAGCACACAAGUCGGAGAAGUUCCACACCAUGGCCACGCGAACGCGGCAGGAGUACCUGCGGGACCUGGCUGAAAACUACGUCAGCAGCACGCCACUCGAUUCCGCCGGAAAGCUCAACAACCUCAUCUCCCUGGCAUCCAAGAAGCGCGAGCGCUCAAAGGCCAGAGAGGGAGCGGAGCUGGGAGCGGCAGGGGCUGUCGCCUGGAGAGUCCUAGCCCAGGACUUCAGUGGAGGAGGGACAGAGCUGCCCUGUGCCCUGGGUAUGUCGGCCGAAUACAUCCUCCUCAUAGACUGCUCCACCAAAGAGGUGGUGUUUAACUGUUUCUGUGCGGACGUGAUCGGCUGGACUCCGGAGCGACUCGCACUAAAGAUCUUCUACGGCAGAGGAGACCACAUUGCAGUCCGAGUUCCAGAGGGCUGUGCGCUGGACAUCAGGGAGAUGGUGCAGAGGCUAAAGUCACUGACCGUGGGAUGUGAGACGGUGGAUAUGACCCUGAGACGAAACGGACUGGGACAGCUGGGCUUCCACGUUCGGCUGGACGGCACCGUGGCCGAGGUGGAAGAGUACGGCUUUGCGUGGCAGGCGGGGCUGAGGCAGGGCAGCCGCUUAGUGGAGAUCUGCAAGGUGGCCGCCGUGACGCUCACCCACGAGCAGAUGAUUGACCUCCUGCGGACGUCUGUCACCGUCAAAGUGGUCAUUAUUCCACCCUACGAAGAGGGCGGACCUCGAAGGGGCUGCACGGAGGAGAAUGAAAUGAAGACCAUGGAGCAGAAGCCUGAGCCGGAGCCUCUGGCAGCAGGAUACCGGCCCUCCCCUCGCCAAACGUGGCGAUGGGAAAGCUCGCCCAUUCCUACAGCCCUCCACAGUGCCCCAAACCCACAGCGAUGGGCCCCCAUGGGGCCUCCACCUGCUCCAAUGCUCCGCUCACACAAGACCCUGAUGCCAGUCCCCUACCGAGAGCCACAGCACCUCACCUCCAAGAGGCCGGUGAGUUACCCGGAGAACCACUACAGCCUGUCCCCUGCAGGAGGCGACAGAGUGCUGGCCUACCGAAACCCCUCUGCCAGCUUCUCCUCGCCCUCCUCAGGCCUGGUCGCCCUCUCCACGUUAGGGCCUCCUGGAAUAACAGGGGGCCCUUUCGUGCAUUACAAACCUCCCCCUGACAGAUUUGGUACAGCUCAGCGCCCCCUGGUGCCGUACGAACUCUUCAGCAUGGACAUCAUCUCUAGUGGUGAGGCUUCAUCCGGCUUCACCAGCCAGGAAAGCACGAUGGAGCGCACCAAGACAGAGCCCCUCUGGCAUGUCCCAGCAUCCUCGUCUCGGGGACCGGGGGGUGGAGGGGGACAGAGGAGACUAACCAGACAGGAUGUCCCAGGAAAAGACUCUCCAAACAGACACUCGAAGGGUGAGACUCAGUACUCCAGCCACUCCAGCAGCAACACCCUGUCCAGCAACGCCUCCAGCAACCACAGCGAGGAGCGCUGGUCGGACGGAGGGGCGGCGGCAGAGCGGGGAGGCGGCGGCUGCCUCGGCGACCCGGCGGACCCUGAACCCGACCUCCUCAACAAAGGGGGCUCCAACGACAGUGGCAUCGACGCGUCCACGCAUUACAACAACAGUCGCCACGGCAACAUGUCCAACAACCUGUCCCACAAGCCCAUGCACGGCUCUGCGACCUACAGCGGCAUCCAGGAGCUCUGCCUGGGCGGAGGCAGCGGCGGGGGGGAGGCCAGGAGACGAGAGUCUUCUCCCAUCCUGCCGCCUGCAGCCAAUCAGAACAAAGGAUACCGGACGAGAACGUUCCCUCCUCCUGGCUCCAGCGCUGAUAAAAUGGAUACAUUUAAACCCAGGGCCUACACGCCACAGGGCUACAAAACUCCAACGGCCGAGAAAGCCCGGCCCGUCCGGGCCUCCACGACAACACCGACUUCAGCUCAGAUGAGCUCCACCCCUUUGUCCAGCUCUGCCCCCAAGGCCUUCUACGGGAAGACGAGUAGACCGAGUGGCCGGCAUGCAGAAGACGCCAGCCCGUCACCUUCAAACACAAACACAGCCUCCAGCUCCGACAGCAACAGCAGCAAGAAACAGGUGGACACAAAUUCAAAGAACGUGUUUGGACAGCCUCGACUCAGAGCGUCCCUGAGAGACCUGCGCUCGCCGCGCCGAACGCACAAAAGCACCAUCGAAGACGACCUGAAGAAGCUGAUCAUCAUGGACAACCCCGGAGAGACGCCCCAGAGAGACCCGUCUCCCAGGCGUUCCCUGCAGCGCACCUUCUCAGACGAGUCGCUCUGCAGCGGGCGCAGAGAUGCCAGCUUCGCCUGCUCCGAGAACCAGUCCAACCCCACCGACGUGCUGUUCACCUGCACGCUGCCCACGCGCCGCCACGCUGUCUCCUCCAACCACACUCAGGGCAAGAAGAUGCCUCUGUCAGCCUCAGAGCUGUCCCUGACAGAAGUCCGAGACAAGGUUCCCCCUUUGAGGAGGCUGGACCCGGGGCUGAUGCCCCUCCCUGACACCGCCUAUGGGUUGGAGUGGUCAAGCCUGGUGAACGCCGCUAAAGCCUACGAAGCCCAAAGAGCAGUGUCCCUCUUCUCCCUGACGGAGCCCCAGGUGGGAGGCCCCGACGUGAGGCCAGUCAGCAGCCCGCUCCAUUUUCAAACUCCUCAGACGCCACGCACCACACCCACAUUCAGCGGUGAUGAGGUGCCCAACGACUUAUCGGGCCGGCUAAACCACCUGGAGGUAAUGCUGAAACAGCUUAACAACGACCUGGAGCGGGAGAAGCAGGAUAAAGUGGUUCUGCUGGCAGAGAUGGCCAACCUGAGACAGAACAACCAGCGCUUGCAGGAGGAGAGUCAGACGGCCAGUGAGCAGCUGCGCCAGUUCAGCGUGCUGUUUACCAGCCUCAACAAGACCGGGAGCGACCACGAGCCCCACUCUCUGACGCACAGGGGCAGCUCGCAGAGGGAGUGACGGGCAGCUGCUGAGGUCUGCAGGGAGUAAUGCCCAGCAGGGCAUUAAUAAGCUUUCAGUACCCAUGAUUCCUUGCACUCAGAGUGGCAGCAGGACACAAUAAUGUCACCUCCAUCAGCUUCCACUGGACUGCCUUAAACCUGGAUUUUUUUAAAAAGAAAUGCAACACUCCCAGAGAGUCUGAGUGGAGACCCCCACCACCACCCCCGCCCUGUGCUCUGAGCCUGUUUAUUUUUCUAAACUGUACGAGUUUGCUACUAUGCCAGGAGUGAACAGGAGACCCUGACUGUUUUAGAGAGCACUACUUCACCUGGAGAGGCCUAAUACUGUUCCUGCAGCCUAUCAGCCAAAAAGAAAACUCACUACAAACCGCAUCUCCCACAAUGCACUAAAAUUAAAGGAAGCUCUACAGACCUGCUGCUGGAGAUGUACAGUUCCCACCAUUUGAAAGAGCUUUUACCGGCUUUGUGUAAAAGAGAGUCGGUACAGAAGACAGGAGCGUGGCAGUUGUGUAGUGUUUGUGCUCAAGGUGUGUUUCUGUGUGCGACGUGCGUGAAAACAAAGUGACGAACAAAGCUGUUUACUGUAAAAUGGAACCUUUGGGCCACAAGUGUUUUUCUGUGGCCCUCGCGCGUGAAACAAGCCAUCGAGCGUCGAUCAGAGCGGAGAGAGCUCAUUUUUUAAUCCCCCCUGUUCCCAGCAGUGCCCUAUCAUCUCAGAUCCAACACGCUGGAUCCGUUUUUACUUUUACGUCUUAACAGAAAUUGUAAUUCUGAAAUUGUUGUGACAUUUUAAGCUUUGUUUUUAUUUUCCUCCUUUCUUUCUUUUGGAGCUUUGGAUGCGACGGCCGGUAGGCACCUUACUGCGUCACACUGAGGCUGCAGGUUUGUGAAUUAAUUUGUAAUUAUUUUAUUUUGAAAGAGCAAAGUGCUUCCUAAGAUAAGGCUUUCACCGCCUCCGUGAUGUACUUUAGGAAAACGUCACCUGCCUGACAUUAAAACCGCCACAAGCUUCGGCCACUUGCAGCUCCUUGCAAUCCCUGCUGGUUGCCAGGCAACACGCCCUUAGUUUGUGGCACCAAAUUUUGCAACCCUGUUUAGAUAGUUUGCUGUUGGAGGGACUCCAGUGACAGCUGAGCCUGCCAUUUGCACCGAGCUCCUCAUCGAACACAUUUCAUUCCUCAGAGAGUGGACCUAUUCCUGACCAGCGUGUGUUUACAGGGACCGUUUACUGGACACGACUUCAUUUGACCACAAACCCUCUUCAUAUCAGAACCAGGGUGUGUGUAUGUGUGUGUGAGAGGAGUUCUGUUUUCUGUCAUGAACCCACAUGAAAAUUACACGGUUUCUACAGCUGAAAUCCACCUUGUCUACUAAAGCUAUUUUUCCUACAGAAGUGCGCCUGGUUCAGAUCGGUACACCGGCUUUUCCUGUACCCUGAAAAAGAGGCUUUCCCUCUUUGAACUUUCCAACCCGCUCAGGUUCCUCCCUCAGACGCUGUUAAUGACACUACAUCACCAGAUGGGGAGGGGUGACGCUGCAGUCUAAAGGCGCAUCAUCAGCCGCUGAAGCCACUUUCAGCAUCCCUUUAAUGUUUUUCCGGAAAAGAUGAUGGAACUCGAAAUGCAAACGCUGUGACUGUUUGUUUUUUUAAACAAAUCUCCGCUAAACAUACCUUCUUUAAUUCAGACAAGAAAACAAGUGAUACUUUUUUUUUUUUUUUUUACUUUGUUGAAC